AUGGGAGAAGAGAAUCCGCAAGAUGGACUCUCAUCUCGCAUCGCGCGCCUAGUGCAUGCGCAUUUCGAUGCGCUGCCCGCCCGCAGUAAACCGAUUGUUCGCGAUGAUGGCACCAGAGAGUGGAUUCCGAUGGCGGGAAUGGUCGUUGUGAGGGGCGAGAAUACGACGGAGGAAGAAUUGACUUGUGUUGCUGUUACAUCAGGCGCCAAAUGUCUCGCUGCCUCCCAGCUUCCAAACUGCAAGGGUCUCGUUCUCCAUGACUGGCACGCCGAGGUGCUCGCCCUCCGGGCUUUCAACUACUGGGUCUUGUCGGAGGUGAGGGGGUUGCUGUUGGGUGAGGACGUUGCUGCUACCACCCAAAGCUCAUCGCCAUCGUCAUCGCCAUCGCCAUCCCGGUUCAUUCGUCGUCGAUCCCCCCAGCAGCAACAGCAACAGCACCCCGAUCAACCCCCCUUCGAGCUCCAGCCAGACCUCAAAGUCUACAUGUGCUGCACCUGCGCGCCCUGCGGCGAUGCAAGCAUGGAGCUCACCAUGGCGGCGCAGGAGGAUCCCACGCCAUGGGUGGAGGAUCCCUCUCCAUCCGAACCAGUAUCAUUAUCAAAUCCCCCAGCUCCAGAGGAACCCCACCCUACACACCCAACAACAUCAAAACCACCGACCGCUGCCCUAUCGUCGACAUCCAACCCUCACACAUCUACUACAGUUGCAAAAACACCACCAACAACAGACCCCCCCUCAUCAGCACCGACCAAACCACCCCCUGCAAACCUCCUCGACGGCCGCGGCCACUUCUCGAAACUCGGCAUCGUCCGCCGCAAACCCGCCCGCGCCGACGCCGACUCCACCAAAAGCAAAUCCUGCUCCGACAAGCUCGCCCUCCGCCAGGUCUCGUCCUUGCUGUCCCCGGAGACGGCGCUGUUGGUCCGCGUGACGGCCAGUGCGUAUCUGGCUGGGGUGGUGUUGCCCGAGACGGAGAUCAGUGGAGUCGGGUGUGAGAGGGCGUUUGGGAAGGAGGGGAGGAUGAAGGGGCUGGAGGAGGAGGAGGGGGAUGCUUCCGGCUACCGAUUCCACCCCUUCGAGAUCCUCCCCAUCCCCGCUGCGCUGGCCGACUCCCUAUGGCAGUACGGCAAGCCCCGGGACUCGCCGCAGACCGCUUCCACAAGCACCACAAAAUACAAGCCCGGGACCAUCUCGGCGGUGUGGGUGGCCGCGCCCUCCGUUGGGGCCGAUCGGCUGGUCGUGCUGGGGCCCGCGAGCGGGGCCAAGCAGCUGCCCAAGCUGGCGGGUAGUCGGACGGGGCUGUAUGAGAGCAUCAUCGGCGGGGUGAAGCAGGGGAGUAAGGCGUCGGCGCCGGUGGUGCGGGGAGCGUCGGCGCUGUCGCGCGCGCGGAUGUGGGGGACCUUCCGGGAGGUUGUUCUGGAUCUCCAGAGGAACCCGGCCCGGCAGGAUGGCCGUGUGAAGCACGAGGAUGGGCUGUCUCGGCUUGACGAUGAGAGGUUACGGCAGAUCGUCGACGCAGCUACGUAUGUCGACUUCAAGAGAGCGAUCGUCACCUCCACGAGACCCGGUCAGGCGCGGGCACGGGCUCUACGAGAAGCGAAAACCGUCCUUGUUCCGUGGGUGCCGAAUGCUGGGGAUGGAGAUUGGGGGUUGGAGGUGUUGGUGGACGCGAAUCCGAAGAAGCGCAAACGGUGA
Aspergillus japonicus CBS 114.51 is the source of this 1695-nucleotide messenger RNA. RefSeq names its product tRNA-specific adenosine deaminase. Gene Ontology annotation, biological process: tRNA wobble adenosine to inosine editing. The transcript is spliced from 4 exons. Gene Ontology annotation, molecular function: tRNA-specific adenosine-37 deaminase activity; RNA binding. The coding region runs from base 1 to 1695 and encodes 564 amino acids. The record is from RefSeq and is a predicted model, not a curated record. Lineage: Eukaryota; Fungi; Ascomycota; Eurotiomycetes; Eurotiales; Aspergillaceae.